This is a messenger RNA of Ananas comosus (pineapple), 2387 nucleotides long. RefSeq lists its product as uncharacterized. NCBI's taxonomy places the organism in Eukaryota, Viridiplantae, Streptophyta, Magnoliopsida, Poales, Bromeliaceae. The record is from RefSeq and is a predicted model, not a curated record. The coding region runs from base 235 to 2046 and encodes 603 amino acids. The transcript has 6 exons.
CCGCGUCAGCGAAAGCGACUGUGGCCCCCCGAUCAAUGGUGGUUGCCGAGGAGUUGGCGAAAACCUACGGCGAUUCGGCCCGCGCGGGAUCUCGUCCGUCCAUUUCUUGCUGAUUAGCUUCUGAUGCACGCUACGCUGCGGUGCGAAUUGUCGCGUCGGUUCUAUUUCUAGUAGUUUCUUUUUCUUUCCCCCGCCCUUCUCCGCGAUCGUGAGGGUAGGGUUUCGGCGGCGGAGAUGGCGGCGGCGGCGGCGGCGGCGGCGGCGGGUGGCGGCGGCGGGGGGACGAUGACGUGGCACGAGGAGCUCGCGAGCCUCGUCGGCGACACCGGGAUCCGAUACUCCGCCGCGUACGGAAUGGACGCGGCGGCGGGGGAGGCGGAGGUGGAGGAGGAGAGGGACGAUGGGGAUCUGAGAGGUAGGGUUUUGGGGGAGGUGGAGGGGUUCUACAGGUACGAUGGUGGUGCGGUGGUGGUGGGGGAGGAGAGGGAGAUCGGGGAUCUGAGAGGUAGGGUUUUGGGGGACGGGUUUUAUAGAUACGACGGAGUUGCUGCGGUGGCGGCGUCGGCGACGGUGGUGGCGGAGGAGGCGGUGGCGGAGGAGAGCUUGAAGGAUCAGGUGAAGGGGUUCUUGUCGUCGACGGGGGAGAUGCUGCGGGAGCUCGGGAAGGGGUGUUGGGACAUCGCGCAGCAGAGUUUGGAGGGUGCGGAGGACACGUACGUCGUCAAGAAGAUCCGGGGGCCUGCGGCAGCGGCGGCGGAGAGGCUCAGCUUCUUGAACGAGUACCUGCCCGAGGAUCGGGAUCCCACGCACGCGUGGCCUGUCGUCAUCGGCGUCUUCCUCCUCGCACUCACAGUAUUAAAUGUAAAUACGAGAAGUGAGGCUUCAGUUCAACCACCGAAGAAACUGUACAUAAGUCCUCCCAGUGCUAACCGAAUUCAACUUCCUGAUGGAAGGUAUCUGGCUUAUGAGGAGCAAGGUAUCCCCCCUGAGAGGGCUAGGUUUUCUCUGAUUGCCCCACAUUCUUUUCUUUCUUCGCGACUAGCAGGAAUACCCGGCGUUAAAGCGUCUCUAUUGGAAGAAUUUGGUGUCCGAUUGAUUACUUACGACCUUCCUGGUUUUGGCGAAAGUGAUCCUCAUCCUGGAAGAAACCUCAGUUCAUCUGCUUUCGAUAUGCUUCAUUUAGCAGAUGCUGUUGGGGUCAUGGACAAGUUCUGGGUGGUAGGCUAUUCAAGCGGGGGAAUGCAUGCAUGGGCAGCUGUUCGUUAUAUUCCUGACAGACUGGCAGGUGUAGCCAUGUUUGCACCAAUGGUGAAUCCAUAUGACUCCGGCAUGACCAAAGAAGAGAGGCAUAAAACAUGGGAGAAGUGGACCGCAAAAAGGAAAGUCAUGUAUGUUUUGGCUCGGAGGUUUCCUUCGCUUCUUGGUUUCUUCUACCGACGAAGCUUCCUCUCUGGAAAACAAGGUCAGCCAGAAAGGUGGUUAUCAUUGUCUGUAGGGAAGAAGGACAAAUCUUUAUUGGAAGAUCCUAUCUAUACUGAGUUCUGGGAAAAGGAUGUCGCAGAAUCAGUUCGCCAGGGGGACACAAGACCGUUUGUGGAAGAAGCCAUGUUACAAGUUUUUAACUGGGGCUUCAGCCUCUCCGACAUCCAAGUGCAGAAGCAGCAAGACGGAAAAGGCCUGCUAUCAUGGCUCAAGUCCUUGUACAUUCAGGUCGAACGCGAGUGGGUCGGAUUUCUUGGCCCAAUACACAUCUGGCAGGGGAUGGAUGAUCGGGUGGUGCCGCCAUCUGUGACCGAAUACGUGCGGCGCGUGGUCCCCGGAGCGACGGUACACAGAUUACUUGGCGAAGGCCACUUCUCGUACUUUUGCUUCUGCGAUGAGUGCCACAGGCAGAUAUUCUCGACUCUCUUCGGCAUUCCGCAAGGCCCUCUCACACUAGCAUCGGAAGCGGAUGAAUUGUCACCGCCAGAACCGCCAGAACCAGAAGAGUACUUCGAAGAAACAAUGCUGUAUAACUCCACCGAAGACUCCACUGAAGAGGAAUGAAACACACCACACUCUACCUUUUUUCUUCCUUUUUUUUUUUUAGUGGUUUCUAAUUCAUCUUUUUACGUGGGAAUGUGAAGAUACCACUGUAAUUACGGUUAACCCAUUUUUCGGAGCAGGAUAGGCACCUCAGAGGUCUCAUACUUUUGAAUGAACCACGUUCAUCUGUAUUUGAGCUCUGUAAUUUCUAUAAGAAUAUUGAAUCUUAGAUGAGUCAAAAUUUAUGCCCCUCGAUUACAAUUCAAAACUCGGUAAAGGAAAUUUAAGCUGCUUAUUUGCUGCUACACCGAGCGGUCCUAUUUUUGCGCCGAAAGGUUUAAAGAAACUUUAAUUUUCGUGCA